This is a messenger RNA of Salvelinus fontinalis (brook trout), 5702 nucleotides long. RefSeq lists its product as uncharacterized. The annotation marks the transcript as partial. The record is from RefSeq and is a predicted model, not a curated record. The transcript has 9 exons. NCBI's taxonomy places the organism in Eukaryota, Metazoa, Chordata, Actinopteri, Salmoniformes, Salmonidae.
GGAUCCUGUAAACACCACGCACAGAUAGGAGAAGACUUUUGUAGGAUGGCCUGUUGUCAAGAAGGGCAGCAAAGAAGCCACUUCUCUCCAGGAAAAACAUCAGGGACAGACUGAUAUUCUGCAAAAGGUACAGGGAUUGGACUGCUGAGGACGGGGGUAAAGUCAUUUUCUCUGAUGAAUCCUUUUCCAGAUUGUUUGGGGCAUCCGGAAAAAAGCUUGUCCGGAGAAGACAAGGUGAGCGCUACCAUCAGUCCUGUGUCAUGCCAACAGUAAAGCAUCCUGAGACUAUUCAUGUGGGGUUGCUUCUCAGCCAAGCUAGUGGGCUCACUCACAAUUUUGCCUUAGAAAAACAGCCAUGAAUAAAGAAUGGUACCAACACAUCCUCCGAGAGCAACUUCUCCCAACCACCCAGGAACAGUUUGGUGACAAACAAUGCCUUUUCCAGCAUGAUGGAGCACCUUGCCAUGAGGCAAAAGUGAUGACUGAGUGGCUCGGGGAACAAAACAUCAAUAUUUUGGGUCCAUGGCCAGGAAACUCCCCAGACCUUAAUCCCAUUGAGAACUUGUGGUCAAUCCUCAAGAUGCAGGUGGACAAACAAAACCCCACAAUUUCUGACAAACUCCAAGCAUUGAUUAUGCAAGAAUGGGCUGCCAUCAGUCAGGAUGUGGCCCAGAAGUUAAUUGACAGCAUGCCAGGGCGGAUUUCAGAGGUCUUGAAAAAGAAGGGUCAACACUGAAAAUAUUGACUCUGCAUCAACUUCAUGUAAUUGUCAAAAAAAGCCUUUGACACUUAUGAAAUGCUUGUUAAAUGCUUGAAUUAUACUUCAGUAUUCCAUAGUAACAUCUGACAAAAAUAUCUAAAGACACUGAAGCAGCAAACUUUGUGGAAAUUAAUAAUUGUGUCAUUCUCAAAACUUUUGGCCACGACUGUACAUUUAUAGACUUCCAAUAUAGAAUGCUUUCAAUGCCUUACAUUUGAAAUUAGUUAAUAUACAAGAUAAAACAUCUUCUGGGGAUAUUCACAGCAUGAUACAUGUCCUGACGAAAUAUUUAAUUUCAUAAUCACCUCUGUUUUUGCCUAGUUUCACUUACAAUAGUACUUUCGAGUGUACAAUUAGCCCCAUGAUUCAAUUUGCGAUGGUGAUCCGCUAAGCAAAGUCAGCCAAAACUUAAAACCAACAUUAAUAUGGAAAAUUCAACAUACAAGUUUAAGUAGAAACAAAUGUAAAUUAAAAAAACUCCUAUUCCACAAAAUGGGAGAAUUAAACAAUAUUUAUCUUUUUGAGAAUAUGGGAAUGGUCCGUGGACACUUAAGGGACAGUCAUGUCGAGUGUGUUUCAUUUGGUGAUCUCAUGAAGGACAGGAAACACACAUAACUGUAUCUCUUAGUGUACAUUUCCCAGCUGUCAGUUUUACAUCUGACUGUUGUAUAAGAUGAAUGAAUAAGUAUAAAAAUACUUUUGAAAAGCUAACAAUGAGAUUUAGUCUUCUAAAUCAGAAUUGGUUGUUUUAUGGUAACUUAUGCACAGUCAGUAGCCACGUCCAGUUGAGCACAAACAUGAUGAGACAGCCCCUUUUCUACCGAAGUAUAAAAUCCCCCGUGACGCAAUUCACACCAGACCACGGUGUAAGCUAAGGUUGCAAAUGGUAGCGUUGGUUACACGGCUAAAAAUGGUUAAACUCUAAAACAUUGCCACAGAAGGAGCAGAUCUCAUACGAGGCCUUUUCAGUCUGCAGCUGGAAAUGUAUGUAGCCUAGGACAAAGAAUACCGACAACCGCCGAAACAUCUAUUCUAUAUGACGACAUGGGUAUGCCUGACGUAUCCACAAGGGACGCAACCAGAGACUUUUCUGUCGACUCCCUCCAGCAUAUAAACCGGCGACAACAGAGAGAGACAACAACAUGUUAAGUAACCCAUGUAUGAACUAAUUGUGAUUGUGUUUUAUGUAAUUCUCUGAUUAAGUUGGUAAAUAAAUAAUUAAGACAAUUUAUAUUUUGCUGAUUCAUGAUUCUAUGCUAAGGUUGGUGCAGAUAUCCAAGGGUUUGCAACAUUCAGUAAUGACACUGAAGAGGUAAUAAAAUUCAUUAAUAAGAGACUGUUUUGAUAAGAUAUGAAAAUAUCUGGGGAGUUAUAUUUGGGAAAUUGACACUCUAUAAACAACAAUUUUCCGUGUUGCCCCAACUUCCUCGUUAAAGUUACAUGAUUAGUUUAAUUGCGUAAUUAAACUACACAUGGAGAAUUGGUUUGAUAAUAUACAGUCUUCACAUUUUAUGAUAGUCAACAACACGAAAGCAUAUAACUUUCCCUGACAUCACACGUAUACAUUGUAAUUUUCGAUUUACCUGAUAUAGUAGGAUGGCUAACAUUGGAUGUCUGCGAAGGUGUUGUCUUCUAGCCAAGAUAUGAAAUGCAAUCAUAAUUGACUGUAGUGCAUAUAAGGCACACACAACAGUUCCAUGAUGACUGAAAACACAACCGUGGGAUGAACAAGUGACACAUUUCUGGGCGGUCCAUUUAAAAUGAAAUAAUUCUUCCCUCGCCCCUUGCCCUGCAAGUGUCAACUCAUCAGACGUCAUGAUACGUCAUCACUUUUCUGCUCUUUUGCACACCGGUAUCUCUCACCAGUAUCUCUUUUGCACACCAGUACUUGCACAUCACAAUCUGCUCAUCUAUCACUUCAGUUGUCACGUUCGUCGUCCUCCUCAUCUGAGGAUGAGUAGUAAGAAGGAUCGGAGGACCAAUGCGCAGCGUGAUAUGAAUACAUUGUUACUUUUAUUAACGAAUAACACUGAAUAACCUUACAAAACAAUAAAUGGACAAACCAACAAAAAUGCAACAGUCCCGUAUGGUGACAUAAAAAAAGACACAGAAACAGGAACAAUCACCCACAACCCACAAUACAAAACAGACUACCUAAAUAUGGUUCCCAAUCAGAGACAUCGACUAACACCUGCCUCUGAUUGAGAACCAUAUCAGGCCAAACACAUAGAAAUAGACAAACUAGACUUACAACAUAGACAGCCCACUCGGAUAACACCCUGACCAAACAAAACAUAGAAACAUACAAAGCAAACUAUGGUCAGGGCGUGACAUCAGUGUUAAUUUGCUAAAUUUUAAUUACUUCGCUACUAUGGCCUAUUUAUUGCCUUACCUCCUCACGCCAUUUGCACACACUGUAUAUAGACUUUCUUUUGUUUCUAUUGUGUUAUUGACUGUACGCCUGUUUAUUCAAAGUUAAAUCUAGAAUUGGCUUACUAUUUCGCAAAAAAGCAUCCUUCACUCAUGCUGCCAAACAUACCCUUGUAAAAUUGACCAUCCUACCGAUCCUCGACUUCGGCGAUGUCAUUUACAAAAUAGCCUCCAAUACCCUACUCAAUAAAUUGGAUGCAGUCUAUCACAGUGCCAUCCGUUUUGUCACCAAAGCCCCAUAUACUACCCACCACUGCGACCUGUAUGCUCUCGUUGACUGGCCCUCGCUUCAUACUCGUCGCCAAACCCACUGGCUCCAGGUCAUCUACAAGAUCCUGCUAGGUAAAGUCCCCCCUUAUCUCAGCUCGCUGGUCACCAUAGCAGCACCCACCUGUAACACGCGCUCCAGCAGGUAUAUCUCUUUGGUCACCCCCAAAACCAAUUCUUCCUUUGGCCGCCUCUCCUUCCAGUUCUCUGCUGCCAAUGACUGGAACGAACUACAAAAAUCUCUGAAACUGGAAACACUUAUCUCCCUCACUAGCUUUAAGCACCAGCUGUCAGAGCAGCUCACAGAUUACUGCACCUGUACAUAGCCCAUCUAUAAUUUAGCCCAAACAACUACCUCUCCCCCUACUGUAUUUAUUUAUUUAUUUUGCUCCUUUGCACCCCAUUAUUUCUAUCUCUACUUUGCACAUUCUUCCACUGCAAAUCUACCAUUCCAGUGUUUAACUUGGUAUAUUGUAUUUACUUCGCCACCAUGGCCUUUUUUUUGCCUUUACCUCCCUUAUCUCACCUCAUUUGCUCACAUUGUAUAUAGACUUAUUUUUCUACUGUAUUAUUGACUGUAUGUUUGUUUUACUCCAUGCGUAACUCUGUGUUGUUGUAUGUGUCGAACUGCUUUGCUUUAUCUUGGCCAGGUCGCAAUUGUAAAUGAGAACUUGUUUUCAACUUGCCUACCUGGUAAAAUAAAGGUGAAAUAUAUAUAUUUUUUAAAUCCAUGUGUAACUCUGUGUUGUUGUAUGUGUCGAACUGCUUUGCUUUAUCUUGGCCAGGUCACAGUUUUAAAUGAGAACUUGUUCUCAACUAGCUUAACUGGUUAAAUUAAGGUGAAAAACUUGUUGUUUUUUAAAAUCAGAAGUGUCCACUUUAUUUGAGGGCUGAGGGGAGAAGGUGUGUAUUUUAAGUGUUUGGGAAUGCAGCCCUAGUGUGUUGUAUUGGGGUUAUGCCACAGAGCAUUAUGGGGGUUCUAUGUGGUGAGAAAUUUAGUGACGUUGGAUAUAGAUUAAAAGUGAAGAAUGAUGGUUGAGCAUUUUUUUUAUAUUAUUCAAUUCAAAUUCGUUUUUUCAAAUUACAGGAUAGCGAGGAGGUAUAUUACAAAUAGUUUUCUUGGUUUUAGAACUUUAUUUUUGUUUGUAGUUAGCAAGGCAAAUUUAAAUAAAUUACACGAACUCCAGUAGCUAGCGUUACCAGCGCGAGUGUGCAUUUAUCUCCUCCAGAAUGGUAGAAUGGCCAAAGCUGUCGAAAAUGUUGUGGAUUUUUUGGGUUGAAGAACCAUUUUCAUUCUCUGGGGUACACGGAAAAGGUGCGAAUUAAAAGCGAGGGUCGACCUCUGCUUGAGAUCAGUUUCAUGAAGAAGAAAGAAAGAUGGAUCGUAAUGAUGAGAGAAUAAAAAGAGCUUUAAGACGCCGCCCUUAUGUGUUGAAACCAGUGAGGGUGAACAGCCCUGAUUCCGUGUUGUGGCCAACCGGCAAGGUGCACAGAAGGCCAAAGCCUUCUACUUCAGUGCAGACCCCUCAGAUCCACAAAAGGCCUCCAAUCAUUGUGAGCUAUGGGCAGGACCAAACAUCUGGGGAUGGAUGGAGCGUCAAUCCAGAGCCUCUCAGCCAGUCUGGAAGGGUGACUCGGCUGAUAGAGAGAAAAAAUGAUGACGUGAUCUCAUCCUCCAGUUCUGAUGACUUUUCCAUCUACUCCUUCACUGACUGUGAAUCGGAGUGUGAUGAUGAGGAUCGUGAAAGGAGGACACCACCUCUGAAAGUUGAGAAUGGAGAAGUGACAAAGCUUGACGUGAGGGACAUGGACGAGGAUGAUGAUCUGUCUCUCCACUCCUUCGAUGAGUCAGACUUCCUGAGCCCAGGGAAGGUCUCAGGUCCUGUAUCUGUCAAGAAUGGCCUCUCUCCUCUUGUGACCUCAGCACCCCGGACACUGGCUGAAGCCCUACGGGCCCUGCCCUCUGCUGUAGGCUCUCCCUACCCAGUAAAUGUCCCAAGGCCUCUGACUCCUCUCAGCCCUGUCAUUAUCGCUCUGCCCCGAACAGAGAACUUCCCAUACCGCCACAGCCCUCGCCUGGCUCCCAUCACCAACCUGAGCGAGACCGGCAGGAAGCUGCUCCAGGAAAUGGCUGGAGUGGCCCCACAGGAAGGGAAGGUCAAUAAGAAAAAGAAGGGCAAGGCCAAAAAAGUAGUAAAACAAGAGAAGGCCAGUAAGAUACAACUGAUGGGAAAUGUUGGAGAAA